Messenger RNA from Cucumis melo (muskmelon), 1180 nucleotides. RefSeq lists its product as uncharacterized. The record is from RefSeq and is a predicted model, not a curated record. NCBI's taxonomy places the organism in Eukaryota, Viridiplantae, Streptophyta, Magnoliopsida, Cucurbitales, Cucurbitaceae. Gene Ontology annotation, molecular function: RNA binding. Bases 198 to 872 code for a protein of 224 amino acids. The transcript has 2 exons. Gene Ontology annotation, cellular component: nucleolus.
AAUAAUAAUAAUGAAAAUGGUUAAACCCUAAAGCCACCUCAUUCCUUCACCCUACAUCUUCGCAAUCUCUUCUCCUCUUCCUCUCACCACUUCAGGAACCGCCGCCGCCGCUGCCGUUGCCGUCGCUGUUCUCCUUUUUCACGAGUUUUCUACCCUCUCUCCAUCUCAGUGUGGAAACUCAGCUCAAUUAUUCCAUAAUGCAAUCAACCGAAGCUUCCACUUCCAUGGAAGUGGAAACAAUUUCAACUCAAACAAAAGAUGUAGUUAGCACAUUACCUCCAAAACCACAGUUUGAUCCUCUAAAGCCUCAUGAAAUGAAUGAUGGUCGAGUUCAGUUCCGAAAGGUCUCCGUUCCACCCCAUCGUUAUUCCCCUCUAAAGAAAGCAUGGAUGGAGAUUUAUACGCCAAUUUACGACCAGAUGAAAAUCGACGUCCGAAUGAAUCUCAAGGCACGGAAAGUGGAGUUGAAAACCAGAGCAGACACACCCGACAUUAGUAACUUGCAGAAGUGUGCAGAUUUUGUUCAUGCUUUCAUGCUUGGUUUCGAUGUUAUUGAUGCCAUUGCACUCUUACGUGUUGAUGAACUCUAUGUCGAGUCUUUUGAGAUAAAAGAUGUUAAAACGUUGCGAGGCGAGCACUUAUCCCGAGCCAUUGGUAGAUUGUCUGGUAAAGCUGGUAAGACAAAGUUUGCCAUCGAAAAUGCCACAAAGACGAGGAUAGUUAUUGCAGAUACUAAGAUUCACAUAUUAGGAUCCUUUGCAAAUAUCAAGAUUGCUAGGGAUUCUCUUUGCAGUCUCAUUUUAGGGUCACCUGCUGGAAAAGUUUAUUCAAAGCUAAGGGCAGUUACUGCCAGAUUGGCAGAAAGGUUUUGAUCUUUCAUGGUGAUUAUAGAGUAAGUUAAAGUUUUCUCAUGAUAAAUGAUUUUUGCAUACACUAGUUGUUUGAGGAAGAGGAGUGUAUAGCUUUGUCAAAAAGCUUAUGCGCUGAAGUUUUGUCGAAAACAUUGAUCGAUACACAAUCUGGGUAUCAGGUGAUUCUUGGCCUUUGCUGGUGUUAUUUUAACGUAGAUAUGUUUGAUUAAUUGAAGGAAACAUUGGUGUCCAUCUGAGUCUAUUUAUAAAGUGUGAACUAUUUUAUGAGAGAAAGAAAGGAUUGAUUGAUUUUUUCCUGUUUAACACAA